Messenger RNA from Phoenix dactylifera (date palm), 2577 nucleotides. The record is from RefSeq and is a predicted model, not a curated record. Lineage: Eukaryota; Viridiplantae; Streptophyta; Magnoliopsida; Arecales; Arecaceae.
CCGGCCUUCCUCUUACACGAGAAACAGAGCAAUGGAGAUUGAAAGGAAGAGUUUUCCUUCCCUUCUUCUCGUCUUUCUCCUCUCUCUUCUUCUGCAAAGACCCACCUUUGCUGAUAAAAAGUCUUAUAUUGUCUACUUUGGAGGUCAUUCUCACAGCUCAGAGGAGGCUUCUUUGCUCCAAGACCGUGUUGUAGAUUCCCAUUACGAGAUUCUUGGCUCGGUUUUGGGAAGCAAGGAAAAGGCCCAAGAUGCCAUCUUUUACUCGUAUACAAGAAGCAUUAACGGCUUUGCUGCUAAUCUCGACGAAGAAGAAGCAAGGGAGAUCUCAAAGCAUCCUGGAGUCAUAUCAGUGUUUCCAAACAGAGGUCAUAAACUACAUACAACCCGUUCAUGGGAUUUCAUGGGUCUUGAGAGGGAUGGUGUCGUUCCAGAGAGCUCCAUCUGGACGAAAGCGAGGUUCGGCGAAGAUGUCAUCAUUGGGAACCUCGACACAGGUGUGUGGCCAGAAUCAGAGAGCUUCAAGGAUGAUGACAUGGGGCCCAUUCCAUCAAAUUGGAAAGGGACCUGUCAGAAUGAGACAGAUAAGCAGUUUCGUUGCAACAGGAAGCUGAUAGGCGCGAGGUACUUCAAUAAGGGGUAUCAGUCACUAGUGGGUCCGCUUAGUCCGGAGCUGAACUCUCCUCGGGACAACGAAGGCCAUGGCACCCACACCCUCUCCACAGCUGCCGGCCGGAUUGUGCCGGGCGCCACCCUCUUCGGCUACAGCACCGGCAUGGCCAAGGGCGGCGCGCCCAACGCUCGUGUUGCUGCCUAUAAGGUUUGCUGGCCGCCAGUCGACGGAAGCGAGUGCUUCGAUGCUGAUAUCUUGGCUGCCUUCGAUGCAGCAAUCCAUGAUGGGGUGCAUGUGCUCUCGGUGUCCCUCGGUGGAGAUCCUGUGGACUAUUUUUAUGAUGGGUUGGCCAUUGGAUCGUUUCAUGCUGUGAAGAAUGGGCUCACCGUGGUGUGCUCCGCCGGCAACUCCGGACCUUUUUUGGGCACGGUAUCGAACGUCGCACCAUGGAUCUUGACGGUUGGGGCAAGCACCAUAGACAGGGAGUUCCCUUCCUAUGUUCAGCUUAGAAACAGGAAGCAAAUGAAGGGACAAAGUCUUUCUCCUGUGGGCCUUCAACAGAACUUCCAUCCCUUGAUUAGCUCUAAAGAAGCCAAAGCCACCAAUAUGUCAUCUGAGGACGCCACUCAAUGCCUUCUGGGAUCUCUAGAACCAGCAAAGGUGAGAGGAAAGGUAGUGGUAUGCCUUCGUGGGAACAAUGGACGAGUUGAGAAGGGAGAGGCGGUUCGGCAGGCUGGUGGAGUGGGAAUGAUCCUUGCCAAUGAUGAAAGCACUGGGAAUGAAAUCAUUGCAGACGCUCAUGUUCUUCCUGCCACCCAUAUCUCCUAUUCUGAUGGUGUCGCUUUGCUGUCCUACAUCAACUCGACCAAGUCACCACUUGGUUAUAUUACAACCCCAAAAACAAUGCUUGAUACGUACCCAGCACCUUUCAUGGCUGCUUUCUCAUCCCGGGGACCGAAUACCAUCAACCCUGAGAUACUAAAGCCUGAUAUCACUGCCCCAGGGGUUAGCAUCAUCGCAGCCUACACUGGAGCAUCAGGACCAACUGGUUUACCCUUCGAUUCACGCCGUGUUCUCUUUAACUCUGAGUCUGGAACCUCCAUGUCCUGUCCUCAUGUUUCUGGCAUUGCUGGCCUUCUCAAAGCCCUUCAUCCUGAUUGGAGUCCUUCAGCAAUCAAGUCAGCAAUCGUGACUUCUGCUAGAACUCAAGAUAAUACGCUGGAGCCGAUGAGCAAUUCAUCCUUUGUGAAGGCCGAUCCGUUUAGCUAUGGCUCUGGUCAUGUCCGACCGAACCGUGCCAUGGAUCCUGGCCUUGUCUAUGAUCUAACUACAAAUGACUACUUGAACUUCCUGUGCUCCCUUGGCUACAACUCCACGCAAAACGCUUUAUUCAAUGUGGAACCUUACUUGUGCCCUUCAAGACCUCUAAAUAUUGGAGACUUGAAUUACCCCUCAAUCUCUAUACCUUAUCUCUCAGGUGCUGUCAGUGUAAUUCGAACAGUCAAGAAUGUCGGAACACCAGGUACAUACAGAGUUCGUGUGAUUGAACCAGCAGGGAUUUCAGUUUCAGUGAAGCCAACAAGCCUUAAAUUUAUGAAAGUUGGUGAAGAGAAGAAGUUUAAGGUGACUCUGAAGGCUAAAAGCCGUGAUGCGGCUGGAGACUAUGCUUUUGGAAAAUUGAUAUGGUCAGAUGGGAUGCAUUAUGUCAGAAGCCCCAUUGUGGUUAAGGCAGGAGGAUGGAGUCAUUAACAAACAUAAUUAGAUUUUUGGAAAAGAUUGCAUAAGGAGAGAAUAAUUUGAUUUGUUAGUUGACUUUGCUAGGAUCGAUGAAGAAUGGGGUAAAUUCAUCAUUUCACAAUGACUAAAAAAUCACAAUGAUUAAAUUCUUAAAGAUAAAUAAGUCUUAUUGUUCUUUCAUUCUUUAUUUGCAAUAGUGUCUACACGUAUCUGAUAUUUCCUACUUUUGG